Molecule: messenger RNA, 1174 nt
Organism: Taeniopygia guttata (zebra finch)
Lineage: Eukaryota; Metazoa; Chordata; Aves; Passeriformes; Estrildidae
Gene: EGFL7
Product: EGF like domain multiple 7
Biological process (GO): anatomical structure development
Cellular component (GO): cell surface; extracellular region
Molecular function (GO): calcium ion binding; signaling receptor binding
Source: RefSeq, a predicted model, not a curated record
GGGGAGGGAAUGCGCGGGGGGCCGCGGCGCGGCGGCGACUCCGCGGCUCCGCCACCGGCACCGGGAUCCCCACUGAAGGACGAGCCAUGCAGUAGGAGCCAGCACAUCCCACGGAAGAGCAGGACACGGGACAUGUGGAGCCUCAGCUGCCUCCUCUGGGGACUCCUCCUCAUCCUCAGCACCGCCAGCAUGGAGGGCUUUGCCCAGGCAGGGCGCAGGGUGUGCUCAGCCACGGGGCCACCACGCCACCACAGCGCCCACGCCGAGUCCCACCUGCAGCCCGUGUACCAACCCUACCUCACCACCUGCCAGGGCCACCGCCUCUGCAGCACCUACAGGACCAUCUACAGGGUUGUCUACAGGCAGAGCUCCAGGCAGCUGGCCCAGCCCGUGGCCUCGUGCUGUCCUGGCUGGAGCAGAGCAAACGGCCACACGCUGGGCUGUAACAGAGCUCUGUGCUGGGAGCCGUGCCAGAACGGCGGGAGCUGCGCCUUCCCCGGGAGAUGCUCCUGCCCCCCCGGCUGGACGGGGCACACCUGCCAGACAGACGUGGAUGAAUGUGCCAGCCAGAGGCACGGCUGCAGCCAGCUCUGCAUCAACACGGCCGGGAGCUUCCACUGCGCCUGCCGGGAUGGCUUCAGCCUUGCUGCCGAUGACAAGGGCUGCCAGCCCCUGCUGCCAGCGCCAGACAGCUCCAGCCAAGCAGGUGCCUCCAGUGAAAUGAAGGAAGAAAUGAAGGACCUGAGGAGCAGAGUGGAAGCGCUGGAGCAGAAGCUCCAGCUGGUGCUGGCCCCCUUCUACAACCUGAUGCCGCCAGAGGAUGUUGGUGCAGACCCCAUCAGCCGCCUGUCCCACUCCCUGCAGCAGCUGGACAGGAUUGACUCCCUGAGCGAGCAGAUCUCUUUCCUGGAGGAGCGGCUGGAGACGUGUUCUUGCAAGAAUGAACUCUAGCAGAGUGCCUGGGGACCUGGAACAAGCAGAGUGCAUCCACAGCUCUUAUCUCCCUGUCCAGCCCCAGCCUGGGGAUGAAGCCACACCAUCACAGGAAGGCACAGGGUGGCAGGAGAAGGCUCUUCCAGCUCACCUCACCACAGGCCAUGCAGUUCCUUCCAAACUGGACUCUGAGCCCUCUCCCUCCUGGAGAGGCAGCAAAUAAAUGCCUUACCUCGUGCCA